Molecule: messenger RNA, 1381 nt
Organism: Ceraceosorus guamensis
Lineage: Eukaryota; Fungi; Basidiomycota; Exobasidiomycetes; Ceraceosorales; Ceraceosoraceae
Product: purine and uridine phosphorylase
Exons: 10
Coding region: 267-1217 (316 amino acids)
Biological process (GO): uridine catabolic process
Cellular component (GO): cytosol
Molecular function (GO): uridine phosphorylase activity
Source: RefSeq, a predicted model, not a curated record
CACACUCACGACUCCAUCCCGAAUCACGAAUCCUUUCUCAAUCUCUUCUGGUCCGCUCUGCGUUCAGUCUCCGAUCUUCACAGUCACGCGAGAUCGCAAAGCAAACGACAACUAUCGAGUUCGUGGUCGCAGUCGCGGUUGCGGUCGCGGUCGAUAGCGCGCACGGCUCGCCAGCUGCACUUCUCGAGUCUUGACCGGCCAAUUGGUGAUCACACGAAAGAGCGCAUACAUACGCCUGCUGGCUCACCUGGGUAGGCCCUGGCGCCAUGAAGGAGACCCUACUGGAUGCCAACUUUCCGCGCGAUGCACAAGGCAGAACGUACCAUGUCGGCACCAAGCCGGGAGAGGUAGCAAAUCGAAUAAUCACAGUGGGAGAUCAUACACGAGCUAGACGCAUUGCGACCAAUUUCGACGGUCCGCCUUUGUUCGAGAGUGAAUCGCAUCGAAAGUUCCUCACAAUUACAGGUCUGUUCAAAGGUGUGCCGAUUACGGUGGUCUCCAUUGGUAUGGGAUUCAGCCUGGUUGACUUCUUCAUUCGCGAAGUGCGGGCAGUCCUGCAAGGCGACAUGUUUGUGGUCCGUCUGGGAUCGUGCGGCUCGCUUUCUCAGGAUGCGCCAAUCGGCAGCGUCGUCGUUCCACUGCAGAGCGUCGGCGUCUUGCAAAAUUACGAUGCUUUCUUGGAAGACGCUGCAAAUCCAGCCGCUGAUGCUGCGCGAUGUUACCAUAUCACAAAGCCCCUCCCGGCGGAUGCUGUCCUCCACAGAGCGCUUGUCGACGCCUUGAAGGCACGCUUGCCUCCAGCACAAGAGUCUGUGUUUGGCGGCCGCCAGCCAUCCGUCGUGGAUAAUCUCGUCAAUGCUAGCACAGACAGCUUCUACUCCUCGCAAGGCCGGACCACACCGUUCUUCGAAGAUCGCAAUAGCGCAUUGAUAGAACGCAUCCAGGCACACGGCGUCUCUACAUUCGAGAUGGAAACCUAUCUCUUGUCUCACCUGGCCCGAUCGCACAACCGCGCAGUGCACACAGCAACCGACGGCGAGAUGAGGGUCGCUGCGGCGCAGAUCGUGUUUGCCAAUCGUACAACAGCUGCAUUUGUCACGCCCGCGGAAGUUGAAGUGUUGGAGCGCUGGGCUGGUGGUGCCGUCUGUGAAGCCCUUGUGGCCGCCGAAAUCUCUGCAGAGAGGCUGCAUCCAAAGGGCGUGUGGUCGAGGGAGUGAGCCUGAGAUACAUGCUGUCGCUCGUAGCACUUGCACAUCACCUUCGCGACCCUCCUUGCACGUGCAAGUUGCCACCCGGACGAUGAGCCAAAAGAGCGCCCUGCGACCAACAAGACUGCCCUUUGCCAUUGCAUAGACUGUCGGCCCCCCCCCUCCCCCCCCCC